UGAUGGCAACGAGCCCAGCACGCGCACAUCGCUUGUUGUGGAGCGCUAGGUGUCUGUGUAAGGGGACUGGUCACUGGAGGCAGCCGAUGACCGGGCUUCUAACUGGAGUGUUUGCCAUAAUGAAGCGCGGACUGCUCACUGACCCAGUCUGCGGGCUGAGUUCACGUUUCCAGGCGCUGGCUUUCGAUAACUUAGUACUGCGCUCGUUGCCCGUGGAAGCGGGCGAUGGAACCAGCGAGGAUGCGACCACGGCACGCCAGGUGCAUGGAGCUUGUUUCUCCCGAGUGCGACCUACCCCCGUAUCCAACCCACGUCUGGUGGCAUGGUCCCAGCCCGCACUGGCGCUACUCGGCUUGAAUCUUGACAAGGAAGAUGAAGCAGAGGCGGUUGAGUACUUCAGCGGAAACCGUCUGCUCCAUGGAUCCGAGCCUGCAGCUCACUGCUACUGUGGCCACCAGUUCGGAAGUUUUGCGGGGCAGCUCGGUGAUGGGGCUGCCAUGUACCUGGGGGAGAUUGUAAACCCAACUGGGGAGAGGUGGGAGAUCCAGCUGAAGGGAGCCGGACUAACGCCCUAUUCCAGACAAGCAGAUGGACGAAAGGUUUUGAGGUCCACUAUAAGAGAAUUUCUUUGCAGUGAAGCAAUGUUUCAUCUUGGAAUACCAACCACACGUGCUGGUUCUUGUGUUACAUCAGACUCCACUGUCAUCAGAGAUAUAUAUUAUGAUGGAAACCCUAAGAACGAAAAGUGCACAGUGGUUUUACGGAUUGCUCCAACAUUUCUAAGGUUUGGUUCUUUUGAGAUAUUUAAGCCAACAGAUGAUUUUACUGGACGCACUGGUCCUAGUGUGAAUAGAAAUGAUAUCCGGAUCCAAAUGCUAAAUUACGUUAUAAGUACGUUCUAUCCAGAGAUACAACAGAAACAUGCAGAUAACAACGUUCAGAGGAAUGCUGCUUUCUUUAAAGAGAUAUCAAGAAGAACUGCAAGGCUUGUUGCUGAAUGGCAGUGUGUUGGAUUUUGCCAUGGAGUAUUAAAUACAGAUAACAUGAGUAUUGUUGGAUUUACCAUAGAUUAUGGACCCUAUGGGUUUAUGGACCGAUAUGACCCAGAUCACAUUUGCAAUGGUUCUGAUAACUCUGGGCGUUAUGCCUACAACAAGCAGCCAGAAAUCUGUAAGUGGAAUUUGGGAAAGCUUGCGGAGGCUCUUGUCCCAGAGCUACCCUUAGAUAUUAGUAAAACUAUAAUCGAUGAGGCGUAUGAUGCAGAGUUCAACAAGCACUACAUGCAAAAAAUGAGAAAAAAACUCGGUUUAAUUCAUUUGGAGCUGGAAGAAGACAGCAAAUUAGUGGCAGAUUUGCUAGAAACCAUGAAGAUUACAGGCUCAGACUUUACAAAUACUUUCAGAGCUCUCAGCAAAUACACAGGAAAUCCAGCUAACAUAGACGAUUUCUUGGACAACGUUAUUGUGCAGUGUGCCUCCCUUGAAGAACUAAAAACUGCUUUCAAACCCAAAAUGGAUCCAAGACAACUUUCAAUGAUGAUUAUGUUAGCACAGAGUAAUCCUCAAUUAUUUUCUCUGAUUGGAACAAGAGUUGACAUUAACAAGGAGCUUGAACAUCUAGACCACUACACAAAACUCCAAGAGUCAACAGCAGACGAUCUGCUCGACAAAAACAAAACACACUGGAAAGAUUGGCUUAAAAAAUACAGUCUCCGUUUAGAGAAAGAAAGAGAAAACUUUGAAAAUAGUGAUGCGUUUCUUGAAAAGCGGGUAGAGAUCAUGAACUCGAACAACCCAGUCUUUAUUUUAAGAAACUAUAUUGCCCAAAACGCAAUUGAAUCUGCUGAAAAUGGAGACUUUUCUGAGGUGAGACGUGUAUUGAAGAUGCUGGAAAAUCCAUACCAAGGAGAAGAAUAUUUAGCUGAAAUCCAGGAUGAACCAUCAGAGGAAGAAGUUUUAGCUGCUUCUGCUGCCUGUAGCGCUUCCAAACCUACCUACUACAGCAAACCUCCACUUUGGGCUUCAGAGCUGUGUGUCACAUGAUCGUCAUAAUGGCCUUGCUGACCUAUUUAUAGUUGAAGAACAUAGCUAUUCUUUGACUAAAAAAAAUCAGCUAGGCCAUAAGCAAAUACUAUCUGGUUGCUAAAACAGUUUAUUUGGUUGUUCAUAAAGUUUUAAUGACGAUGGUACAAUCAAGUACACAUAUUACUGCAGUUUGCUUAUUUUAUUUAAAUGACGCCCUCUGCAUCUAGAUGUAACUGUUUGUAUAUGAAGGCUUAAAUGUCAAUUCAGAAAUCUGACACAUUUUAGUCUGAUGUUAACCUAAUAGUAACUGCAAAAGAAAGGUGAACAAAUACGUACAGACUACUUUUACCUGGAACGCAAUGCUUAUUUACACGCACAACAUUUAUAAAAGGGACAUAAAUCUAAACUUUCUUCAGCGAUUCAGAGUAUACAAUUUUAAACAACUUUCCAAUUUACUAAGUCCUAUUAUUAGAAUUGUCUUUGUUUUCUCUGUAUCCUUGAAAAGAAGAAGUGUGCACAGCUCUGCAGCACUAGCACUAUUUCUUUUGUAGUGCUUCAGACACUACCUUUUUAGAUAUCUCUUCAACAAAGAACACUAAGAAAAUGUGCUAAUAUUGGUAAAUUGGAAACCUUUUUUUAUUAUUUGCUCUGUCUGAACCAUGAAAGAAAAAUGUUGGGUUUCGUGUCCCUUUUAAAUAAUUAAGUAGAAUUUUUAUUUUGUAAAUGAUUCUUAUGGUGAAAAAAUAAAAAUAUUUUUGUUUACAUUUUGUUCUCUCCCUUUCUUAAAUGAACAGUAAACACCUUAAUAGAUUUAUAUAACACAUUUAGUUAUACAUAAUGAAACAACUUUGAAAUAUAUAUUUUCAUGAUUUCUUUUGCCCCCUUUUCAUGUAAUUUAGCUCUGAAACUUGUGGAUUUUCUCUUUCUGAGAACUAGAAAGAAACGUUGCUGACCCCUCAAGGCUGUCUCUGCUCUAUAUCUAUCCCUAAUUGGCUUUAACUGAUAACUGCAGAACAAUGCAUUCCUAGCCUUGUCUACAAACUCGAGCCCUGGCUCAGUGGGUGGAAUUUGGCUACCAAAAAAAACAAAUGCAACAAACAAGAUGUUAAUUUGUUUUAAAAAAACUUUAAGACUGAUGUUAUUUUAUAGCAACACUGCAGCAAUGCCUUGUAAUUAAAAUGUGUUUACUGUCCCUUUAAGCUACAUUUUUAUGGGAAAAUGAACGCUCAGGGCUGAAAUGUAUGGCAAAAUGUCAGAAUAUUAAAUGUGCAAUAAAAUAUUUUUCAUUCUU
Molecule: messenger RNA, 3315 nt
Organism: Bombina bombina (fire-bellied toad)
Lineage: Eukaryota; Metazoa; Chordata; Amphibia; Anura; Bombinatoridae
Gene: SELENOO
Product: selenoprotein O
Exons: 9
Source: RefSeq, a predicted model, not a curated record